This is a messenger RNA of Coregonus clupeaformis (lake whitefish), 642 nucleotides long. RefSeq names its product complement decay-accelerating factor-like. Lineage: Eukaryota; Metazoa; Chordata; Actinopteri; Salmoniformes; Salmonidae. The transcript has 4 exons. The annotation marks the transcript as partial. The record is from RefSeq and is a predicted model, not a curated record.
UCUGUGGUUGUUUCAGGGAAGUCGUGUGGCUCCCCAGGAGAAGGGAAGAACGGCCAUUUUGAUCUCUCUGAGGGGAUCUUGUUUGGUGACAAGGUUGUUGCUACCUGUAACACUGGCUAUAUGCUUGUGGGCAGCGAUGUAAGGACCUGUAUGGACGGAGGCUGGGAUGGCAGAGUUCCUUUAUGUGAAGUGGUGAAGUGUGGAAAGCCCCCCACCAUUGUCAACGGUGGGCCUGUUGUCCAACCUGAAGAGAUGUAUAACUAUGGAGAUGUUGUGCAAUAUGGCUGUGAGAAGGAUUACACUCUGGUUGGAACUAAAUCCAUAACCUGCUCUGAGAAUGGAGAAUUCCAUUCUGUAUGGUUGUUAACAAAAUAUAGAACUGCUCACAUGAACUGCUUACAACAGGGGUGUCAAAGAUAUAUGGCUGUGGAUGUCGCCCAUCGUAUUGAGAAGAAGCAAGAUGCCAUCGGCAGCCGCUCAAUCAUCAUCCAGUUCGCUUUCCACACAGCGAGAGAUGCGGUUUGGAAGAAAGCAAAGGAAAGCGCCUUUCUGAAAGAGAGAGAAUUUAGAUUCGGUGAGGACCUGACUGCAGCAGACAAGGCAGCAAAGGCAAAGUUGUGGCCUCUCGUCCAACAGGCCUGA